AUGAAGGUUCUCAUUCCUCUCCUGACGGCCAGCAUAGCUAGUGCCCACACCAUUUUCUCGUCCCUCGAAGUCGGCGGCACGAAUCAGGGCGUCGGCAACGGCGUUCGCGUUCCCUCCUACAACGGCCCUAUCGAAGAUGUGACCUCCAACUCUCUCGCAUGCAACGGCGCUCCCAACCCCACGACGCCCACUUCCAAGGUCAUCAUCGUUCAGGCCGGGCAGAACGUCACCGCCAUCUGGCGUUACAUGCUCAGCUCCACCGGCUCUGCGCCCGCGGAUGUCAUGGACAGCAGUCACAAGGGCCCGACCAUUGCGUAUCUGAAGAAGGUCAGCGACGCUACUACCGAUUCUGGCGUCGGAGAUGGCUGGUUCAAGAUCCAGCAGGACGGCUACAGCGGUGGUGUUUGGGGGACCGAAAAGGUCAUCGACGGCCAGGGACGUCACAGCAUCAAGAUUCCAGAGUGUAUCGCUCCUGGACAGUAUCUCCUUCGCGCGGAAAUGAUUGCCCUGCACGGUGCUGGCAGCUACCCGGGUGCCCAAUUCUACAUGGAAUGUGCUCAGAUCAACGUUGUUGGAGGCACUGGCACCAAGACUCCCUCGACUGUCAGCUUGCCUGGCGCGUACAAGGUUAGCGGUUACUGGCCCCCGGUUGAGUCCUACACGAUUCCCGGCCCUAGCCUGUUCACGUGCUAG
This is a messenger RNA of Colletotrichum scovillei, 693 nucleotides long. RefSeq names its product glycosyl hydrolase family 61. Bases 1 to 693 code for a protein of 230 amino acids. The transcript is spliced from 2 exons. NCBI's taxonomy places the organism in Eukaryota, Fungi, Ascomycota, Sordariomycetes, Glomerellales, Glomerellaceae. The record is from RefSeq and is a predicted model, not a curated record.